AUGACUGUAAGUAGUGAAUCUCCUUUAAGAAGGUUUCCUUUAGUUUUGGAUUUGCUUUACUGGCGUGAUCGCAAGAAAUCUGCCGUUGUCUUGGUCAUUACCCUUAUUGCGCUCUACGUUCUGGCAACAUAUCCACUGAUUUUGGUGUUCAGUUAUCUCGGAUUAGCUGUGCUCGGUGGAACGUUCUGCUUCAGAGUUUACAGACUUGUUGAGGCGCGAAUAAAGAACAAAGAUGCACCAAAUCCUUUCCAACCGUAUUUGGAUCACAAAAUUGAAAUCCAGGAGGAUAAGGUACACCAGCAAGCCGAUAUUAUAGCUGAACACUUAAAACACAUGGCUGUCGAGCUGAGACGCCUUAUACUUGUCGAAAACAUGUGUGAUAGUGUUAAGUUCGGUCUCCUGUUGUGGGCGCUCACUUAUGUCGGAUCGUGGUUUUCGGGGUUUUGUCUUUUAACUAUGCUUGUUUUGGGUAUAUUCACGGUUCCAAAAGUCUAUGAAGUGUACCAAGAGCCUAUAGAUGCGAACCUAGCAAUCAUAAAAUCGAAACUAGAAGAAGUAUCAAAAAUGAUUGGAGAGAAGGUACCGUUCUUGAAAUGCGGUAAGGCAGAAACACACGAGAAGACUACAUAA
Enterobius vermicularis (human pinworm) is the source of this 630-nucleotide messenger RNA. NCBI's taxonomy places the organism in Eukaryota, Metazoa, Nematoda, Chromadorea, Rhabditida, Oxyuridae. The record is from the annotation of a GenBank genome assembly.